GUCUGCUGGCAUUACUGUGCGGAUGGUAACAGGAGACAACAACAAAACACCGCGAAGGCAAUUGCCAGAGAAUGUGGAAUUCUCACUGAUAGUGGUAUAGCUAUUGAAGGCCCAAUAUUCAGGAUGAAAAGUGAGGAGGAGUUGUGUGAAAUUAUUCCAAAUCUUCAGGUAAUGGCUCGAUCUUCUCCAUUAGAUAAGCAUACACUCGUGAAACAUUUACGAACCACAUUUCAAGAAGUUGUUGCUGUGACGGGAGAUGGUACAAAUGAUGCUCCGGCACUCCAUGAAAGCAGAUAUUGGCCUUGCAAUGGGCAUUGCUGGGACGGAGGUGAUACUCCAAUGCUGCUUUAUUAUUGUCCAAGAAAUUAUUUUGUUCCAAACCUAGAUUCUUUGGUGGCUAAAGAGAGUGCUGAUGUCAUAAUUUUAGAUGAUAAUUUCUCCACAAUUCCAACUGUGGCGAAAUGGGGACGCUCAGUAUACGUAAACAUUCAGAAAUUUGUUCAGUUUCAGCUGACAGUGAAUAUUGUUGCCCUGAUUGUCAAUUUUUCUUCAGCCUGUUUAACAGGAAAUGCUCCCCUCACUGCGGUUCAGCUUCUAUGGGUCAAUAUGAUCAUGGAUACACUAGGAGCACUUGCACUUGCCACUGAACCUCCUAACAAUGACUUAAUGAAGCGGUUACCAGUUGGAAGGAAAGGGAACUUCAUUAGUAAUGUGAUGUGGAGGAACAUUUCAGGGCAAUCUUUAUAUCAGCUGAUAGUAAUAUGGUAUCUGCAGACAGCAGGAAAGGCAGUCUUUCAUAUCCAUGGCCCGGAUUCUGAUUUGAUUCUUAACACAAUCAUUUUUAACUCAUUCGUAUUUUGCCAGCUUUUCAACGAGAUCAGCUCAAGAGAUAUGGAGAAGAUAAAUGUCUUCAAGGGCAUACUGAAUAACUAUGUCUUUGUGGCUGUACUCAUUUCCACGGUCUUCUUCCAAAUUGUUAUUGUUGAAAUUCUGGGUACUUUUGCAAACACUUCCCCCCUCAGUUUACACCAGUGGUUUGCAAGCGUUUCCAUCGGAUUCCUUGGCAUGCCAAUUGCUGCUGCCGUUAAGAUGAUCCCGGUGGGAUCAACAUGA
Ilex paraguariensis (yerba mate) is the source of this 1113-nucleotide messenger RNA. The record is from the annotation of a GenBank genome assembly. Lineage: Eukaryota; Viridiplantae; Streptophyta; Magnoliopsida; Aquifoliales; Aquifoliaceae.